Coffea eugenioides is the source of this 1299-nucleotide messenger RNA. RefSeq names its product probable ADP-ribosylation factor GTPase-activating protein AGD15. The record is from RefSeq and is a predicted model, not a curated record. Bases 1 to 1299 code for a protein of 432 amino acids. Lineage: Eukaryota; Viridiplantae; Streptophyta; Magnoliopsida; Gentianales; Rubiaceae. The transcript has 12 exons. Gene Ontology annotation, molecular function: GTPase activator activity.
AUGAAUGAGAAGGCUGGAGUUUCGAAAGAACUCAAUGCUAAACAUGCCAAGAUAUUGGAGGGCCUCCUAAAGCUGCCAGAGAAUCGGGAGUGCGCAGAUUGUCGGAGCAAGGCACCACGAUGGGCAAGCGUCAACCUCGGGAUAUUCAUAUGUAUGCAAUGUUCAGGAAUUCAUCGGAGUCUUGGAGUACAUAUAUCAAAGGUGAGGUCUACAACUUUAGAUACGUGGCUACCCGAGCAGGUUGCAUUUAUGCAAUCUAUGGGCAACCAAAAAGCUAACAGUUAUUGGGAGGCAGAGUUGCCACUUAACGUUGAUAGAAGCAAUAUGGAAAAGUUUAUCCGUGCCAAAUAUCAAGAAAAAAAGUGGAGUUCGCCGAAAGCAACUCAACCAAUUCAUGCAGUAGGUGAAAAGAGCUCGAUCACGGAUAAAUCCGCGGCGGGCACUAGAAAUGGCAUUCCAAGGAAAGCUAGAAAAUAUUCGCUGGAGGAAGAAAUGUUCAGCAAGCAUAUGUCACAAAUUGGUCUUGCUGCAAGACCUCGUACGGGUUCUUUGGACAUUACAGAACUCAUGGUUUCACCCACCACAGACGGGCUUGUUAAUGAAAACACUGCUUCUGUAAAUAAUGUUGGUACUGAACAAGAUCUCUUUGGUUUGCUCUAUGUCUCAGAUGUGAAACAGAAUCGCACACUUGUGCCUCCCUCUCGCUGGGCUACUUUUGAGUGUAAGAUCAGCAUCUCUGUUCACAUAAUUCUCAAUUUGAGCGAGAUUUCCGUUCAUUUGCAACAUGGGAAGAGUGACCUCAUCAAGGUGGUGUGUCCAUUUGACAUGAUUAUUGUGGCCUUUGUUGUGAGGAGAAGCAAUGCAACAAGUUUGGCGGCACAAUUUGCUGUUGAUCUGUUGGUUGGAAUACAUACUGAGAAUCCCAUGAAAGUUUGGUCUGAAUUGUGGCAGCGUUCCUUUUCCCUACAUCCCCGAGUUAAACUGCAUCCCGAUCUUCAGAUCCUCUGCACUUCCCGGCAUUCAGAUAUCCGUGGAGGCCGACCAGAUGAGGACCAAGAAUCUGAGCCUCCCAAGAAUCUGAGCACUUCCAGGUGGUUGAAUGGAAGUCUGUAUGAAGCUACCUACAGAUUGCAGUGUAGAAUUAUGUUAUCUUGUGAAUUGCUUGGUAAAGAUGUGGGGACUUUGCAGGCAAGAUGGAUAGCUUUAGCAGUUGCUGCUAGUCUUUCUCAAUCAUUGUGUAGCUAUCAGUUCCAGCGCACAAUGGAUUCUUGCAAGAUGAAAGAUAUAUACAUUGACUGA